AUGAAAUACUCAAUCAUUCCUUUAUUGGCUCUUGCCUCAUCAGUUUUAGCUGCUCCUCAUGCUCAUGCUCAUGAACAUCAUUUACACCGUCGUGAUCCAGCUGUUGUUUACGUUACCCAAACUCAAGUUGCUUACGUUGAUGGUAAUGGUAACCCAAUCACUCCAUCAACUACUGCUACUCAAGCUGCCACUUCAACUUCAACCUCUCAAGAUUUUGAAGAUCCAUCAGAAGAAUUUGAAGAUGGUAAAUACAAAUGUUCAGAUUUCCCAUCUGGUCAAGGUGUUAUCUCUUUAGAUUGGUUAGAUUUCGGUGGUUGGGCUUCAGUUAUGAACCAAAAUGGUGAUACUUCAUCUACUUGUAAAGAUGGUUACUACUGUUCUUAUGCUUGUCAAGCUGGUAUGUCCAAAACUCAAUGGCCAAGUCAACAACCAUCAAACGGUAUCUCAGUUGGUGGUUUAUUAUGUAAAAAUGGUUACUUAUACAAAUCAAACUCCAACAAAAAAUCAUUAUGUGAAUGGGGUCAAGAUUCUUCUUAUGCUGUCAACAAUGCUAAAAAAUCAAUUGCCUUAUGUCGUACUGAUUAUCCAGGUUCCGAAAACAUGGUUGUCCCAACUUUAGUUGAAGCCGGUUCAAAGAAACCAAUGUCUGUUGUUAAGGAAGAUGGUUACUACAACUGGAGAGGUGGUAAAACUUCAGCUCAAUACUAUGUUAAUGAUGCUGGUGUUUCCGUUGAAGAUGGUUGUGUUUGGGGUACUGAAGGUUCUGGUAUUGGUAACUGGGCUCCAGUUGUUUUAGGUUCUGGUUACACUGAUGGUACUACUUACUUAUCAAUUAUUCCAAAUCCAAACAACAAAAACUCACCAAACUACUCUCUUAAAAUCGUUGGUCAAGAUGGUGCCACUGCUCAAGGUGACUGUUCUUACAUCAAUGGUAAAUACUCUGGUGGUCCAGGUUCAGAAUCUGAUGGUUGUACCGUUUCAGUUACCUCUGGUACUGCUAACUUUGUUUUCUAUUAA
Molecule: messenger RNA, 1017 nt
Organism: Hansenula anomala
Lineage: Eukaryota; Fungi; Ascomycota; Saccharomycetes; Phaffomycetales; Wickerhamomycetaceae
Gene: UTH1
Product: SUN family protein UTH1
Exons: 2
Coding region: 1-1017 (338 amino acids)
Biological process (GO): fungal-type cell wall organization
Cellular component (GO): cell surface; fungal-type cell wall
Source: RefSeq, a predicted model, not a curated record